AUGACGGAGUACGAAGCCGGUGACACUGUAUUCGAAGAUGAACCGUAUGCGGCGAUCGUGAGCGCGACUUCUCUCGACUCCGUGUGCUCCUUCUGUUUCAAGAACUACGUCGAGUACCGGUGUUCUUUGUGUAAUCGGCUAUCGUACUGCACCGAAGGGUGUCAGCAAGCGGAUGUUUUCCACGACCGCGUGGAAUGCAUAGCUCUCGCCGAUCAGGACAAGAUUGUGGAAGACGAGGUGCGUCUCGUGAUUCGGACGGCGGCGCGUUACAAGCACGAGCAACAGAGAAACUACGCGAGUCUCGGGAAUUUUUUCGGUCUGGAGAGGGGGCUCGAUGAUUUGGUGAGUCAUCUCGAAGACCUCAACGACGACGAGAGGCAGAAAGUCAAAGCCAAAGCCCAGCAGAUCAAGAGCAUCCUUGACAGAGUUGGCGUCUCGAUCGAGAGGAAGGAACUCAUGGAGAUCUACAUGAAAUGCAAAAUCAACUGCCACCUCGUGAUCGACCAUAACGAGCCGGAAUAUCUGAGUAGAGGUCGGGCGAUCUACUUGGCGGCCUCGAAACUCGAUCAUACCUGCGUUCCCACCGAGAACUAUACUCUCAUGUUCGACGGACGGAGACUCGUCAUCCGCGCCAUGAAAAAUUUCACCCUGAAAGAUCCGUCGGACUUGCGAAUUCACUACGUGCCGUCGAACCUCUCCUACAACGACCGCCGAGACCGUCUCCUGAAAAACUACUUUUUCCUCUGCAGUUGCGAUCAGUGCGUUUCGCAAUUGAGAUUCCCCGCUGCCGACGACGACAGUCGAGAGGAGCGCGUCUCUGAGAUAGCCGAGGUGCUCAGGCAAUACGAUCCGGAUUCGUGGUCUUGGUUCGAUACCGCAACGAAGGUCCUUCAAAAAUUCGAGGGCGUCACGGAUAGGGAUUUCCAUUUGCAUUGGCUUCUUCUCCACACUCAACAAGCCGCUGCUCAUCAGAAGUUGUACUCGCGAAGUCUCGAAUACGGGACCCGGGCGCUGAAAGGCGCAACCACCGUGAUGGGCUUCCAACGGAUUUUGUUCGGCUUGUUGAGCUGUGCGAAACAUCUCGGAUGGAACAAGAGAGACAGUGCUUAUAUCGACAAUUUCACCGGUAUCAAACGCAUUUCUGAGAAGCUCUUCACCAUCACUCACGGCAAAGAUCAUAGUAUAGUCAAAAUGAUAAGCGAAUCUAGGCCUGUCGAGCAGAGUCGCUGA
Messenger RNA from Galendromus occidentalis (western predatory mite), 1230 nucleotides. Its product is annotated as histone-lysine N-methyltransferase Smyd1-like. Gene Ontology annotation, cellular component: nucleus. Bases 1 to 1230 code for a protein of 409 amino acids. The record is from RefSeq and is a predicted model, not a curated record. The transcript has 2 exons. Lineage: Eukaryota; Metazoa; Arthropoda; Arachnida; Mesostigmata; Phytoseiidae.